AUCGGAAAAUAUGAUAUCUGAAUUAGAGCAUACCAGAGAAAUACUAAAAUAUUAGAGACAAGGAGACCCCAAUUCAUUCUUUUAAGAAGAGUAGCAGCACCUUCACUUUCAAUCAUGCCGUUGCUUUUUGGCUCUGUUUUCUCUUUACUCUCUUUAGACACGAAAUAGAGAAAUCAGGGUGCCUGAAGCUGUGGGAAACUCCAUAUUUCCUUCCUCAGAUACCCACAUUCUGUCUCUGCUUCUGUAACUCCCUUCUGCUUUUGAUGCUAAGAUUUUCUGGACUACAUCAGAUUACUACCCAUCACUUCCCAUUCAAUUCCUCUGUUUCACUUUCCCUUUUCAUCCCUCUCUUUCUUUCAAGUCUCAAGAUUUCAAGUUUGGAUUUUUUUUUUUCUCCCUUGGUGUUCUAACAAUGGGCUGUAUAAAAUGGGGAAUGUUUACUGGGCUGCUGCUGGUGGUUUGCAUGGCUUCGUUUUGUGUUGCUCUCACUGACCCUCGUGAUGUUGCGGCGAUGAAUAGCUUGUUCCUUUCUCUGAACUUGCCACCCUUGCUUGGAUGGGUUCCUGUUGGAGGAGAUCCUUGUGGAGAGGAAUGGCAAGGUGUCAGCUGCGUAUUCUUUAACAUAACUGCACUGAAACUAAAUGGCAUGAAUUUAGGAGGAGGCUUGGACGAUGACUUGGCGCUUUUUGAAUCUAUCAUAGAAAUAGAUUUGAGUAACAAUCAUAUUGGAGGUAGUAUUCCAUCCAACUUACCCCUUACCUUGAGGAGCUUCGCUCUUGCUGGUAAUCAGUUCAAUGGAAGCAUCCCAGAUACCCUGUCUUCGUUAACUCAAUUGUCAUACUUGUCAUUAAACAAUAAUCAUCUAAAUGGAGGAAUACCAGAUGCCUUUCAACAGAUGACAAGCUUGACAAAUUUGGAUCUGUCAGGUAACAAUUUGAGUGGUCCGCUGCCUCCAUCACUGGGAAAUUUGUCAUCUCUUAGUUCAUUGCAUUUGCAGAAUAAUAAACUUAUAGGGGUCCUUGAUGUUUUACAGGAUCUUCCCCUUCAGGAUCUGAAUGUUGAGAACAAUCUGUUUUCAGGGCCUAUGCCUGCAAAGCUACUGAAUAUUCCAAAUUUCAGAAAAGAUGGCAACCCAUUCAACACAACCAUAAUUCCUUCUCCUCCACUUGCACUCCCCCCAUCUCCAGCCAUGCCACCAUCUUCUGCAAAAUCACCUGAGAAGAAGGGACAUGGUCCACCUGCCUCAGAAAUACCAAAGGCUGAAAGUUCAAGGCCUUUUUUUACGACUAAUAGGGCCAUCUUGAUUGGUGUUUCUGUGGUGGCAGUAGUUAUCAUAUUAGGAGUGUGUCUGUUAAUGUCUGCCUGCUGUAGAAGAAGGCAAGUGGAGGAAGAUGCCGAAAGGCAUAAUGAAGAUGCCUAUAGGGGCCACAUAGAGAAGCCUAGUAAUAAAUCUUCAUUGCAAAAAAAUAGUCAAGAGGACAAAGUUCCAAAAGAAUCGAUAGUAAAUAUACAAGAUCAGUCUCGACAAGAUAACAGAAAAAUGGAGAUAAGUCCAAAGCUUCGGGAUGAGCAGGGAUUAGAUCUGGCACGAAUGUCUGCAUGGUCAAGGAAGAAUGUGGAUCAUGGGACAAAUAUGAAUUUUUUGCAUCUGCAGCCACCCCCACCCCCAUGUCUUCCUGUUGACAAGGUCAUUGUUAAUCCAGUUGUGCCUGCAGAAGUAUAUGAAUGGAGUUGCUCAACUAAGAAUCUGAAAUCCUCAAGUUCUAUAAGGGUUUUCACCAUUGCAACUCUUCAGCAGUACACGGAUAGUUUUUCAGAAGAAAAUUUUGUUGGAGAGGGCACGCUUUGCAGUGUUUACAAGGCUGAGCUUCCUGAUGGAAAGCUACUGGCUGUCAAGAAACUGAACAGCAUGGCUACCAGGCAACAGACUGACGAGGAAUUCCUUGACCUAGUUUCUACUAUCGCUAAAAUUCGACAUGCGAACAUUGUGGAACUUGUGGGUUAUUGUAAUGAGCAUGGCCAACGGUUACUUGUUUAUGAGUAUUGUGAAAUGGGGACACUUCAUGAUGCACUGCAUAUGGAUGAUGAGAUACAUAAGAAACUGUCAUGGAAUGCACGCAUUCGGCUGGCUCUAGGAGCAGCUAGAGCGCUACAGUAUCUGCAUGAAGUCUGUCAGCCCCCCAUUGUACAUCGCAAUUUCAAAUCUGGCAAUAUCCUAAUUGAUGAAAAGUUUGUAGCAUGUGUCUCAGACUGUGGUUUGGCCCCUCUACAAUCAUCUGGCUCUGCAAGUCAGUUAUCAGGACGCCUCCUCAGUGCUUAUGGCUAUGGUGCUCCUGAGUUUGAGUUAGGAAGUUAUACUUGCAAGAGUGAUGUAUAUAGUUUUGGAGUUGUGAUGCUAGAACUCCUCACUGGGAGGAAGUCUUAUGACAGGUCACGUAGUCGAGGGGAGCAAUCUCUGGUUAGAUGGGCAAUUCCUCAGCUUCAUGAUAUAGAUUCACUAUCUGGGAUGGUUGACCCUUCUUUAAAUGGAGCAUAUCCUGUCAAGUCUUUAUCUCGUUUUGCUGAUAUAAUAUCCAGAUGCGUACAGUGGGAGCCUGAAUUCAGACCUUCAAUGUCUGAAGUUGUCCAGGAUCUUUUGCACAUGAUAUGAUAUGGAGGAGAAUCUGAAGUACUCAAUCAACUGAAACUCAAGAUUUUGGUCAGAUGGGAAGUUAUUGGAGAAACAGUAUUUAUAACGUUAUUCAUCUGUUAUGUAUACUUGAGGGCUUGUUUGGAUGGAAAUUUUAGAGAUAACCUAGCUACAAAUUCUUCUAGUGCUAUAUCUACUAUUUAUUGUUCUGUAUAUUCUUUGGAGAUGUGUUAAUACAAUUAUGAUCAUUAUUUGUGCA
This is a messenger RNA of Hevea brasiliensis (rubber tree), 2888 nucleotides long. Its product is annotated as protein STRUBBELIG-RECEPTOR FAMILY 3. Gene Ontology annotation, molecular function: ATP binding; protein kinase activity; protein binding. The record is from RefSeq and is a predicted model, not a curated record. Bases 413 to 2650 code for a protein of 745 amino acids. The transcript has 16 exons. Lineage: Eukaryota; Viridiplantae; Streptophyta; Magnoliopsida; Malpighiales; Euphorbiaceae. Gene Ontology annotation, biological process: protein phosphorylation.